Messenger RNA from Verruconis gallopava, 306 nucleotides. RefSeq lists its product as uncharacterized. The coding region runs from base 1 to 306 and encodes 101 amino acids. The transcript has a single exon. NCBI's taxonomy places the organism in Eukaryota, Fungi, Ascomycota, Dothideomycetes, Venturiales, Sympoventuriaceae. The record is from RefSeq and is a predicted model, not a curated record.
AUGGACGAGACGAGACGCAUCAGGGACUUACGUGCUUUUGUAUUGAACAGCUACAAAGGAAUGUCGCUGAAGGUGAGGGAUGUUGUUGAGCGAGAGUGGAAGAGAGGAAAGCAAGGCAGCAGAGGUCGAGCCAAGAAUUUAUUUGUUGACGUCCAAGAGGGCGGUGACGACUGCCCGGACGCAGUUCUGGAAGGUCAAGUCAGUCCAUCAGUCAGUGACUCGGCUGGCCGCCCAGUCGGAGCGUCGUCAGUCGGCUCGCAGGCAGGCACGUCUGGUCCGCUCGCUCCUGCCCAGCACGCUCGGUGA